Molecule: messenger RNA, 1145 nt
Organism: Aspergillus uvarum CBS 121591
Lineage: Eukaryota; Fungi; Ascomycota; Eurotiomycetes; Eurotiales; Aspergillaceae
Product: putative iron-sulfur cofactor synthesis protein (Isu1)
Exons: 2
Coding region: 165-776 (203 amino acids)
Biological process (GO): iron-sulfur cluster assembly; intracellular iron ion homeostasis
Cellular component (GO): mitochondrial matrix; cytoplasm
Molecular function (GO): 2 iron, 2 sulfur cluster binding; ferrous iron binding
Source: RefSeq, a predicted model, not a curated record
AUCAAUCUUUCAUCACACACCUCGCCGUCCAAUUCAUCAACCCUUUCUCUCACACCUCAUCAACAACACACACUGCUUUCUACUCAAAACCACCAUCAUAUCUUCCUAACACUGCACCGCACGAUACCCGUUUCUUUUUCUUCGCCUUCCACACAACCACCACAAUGUUCCGCCGUCUCGUAACAGUCGCUCCCCGCGCCGCGGGCGUUCUCUCGCCUCGCAUCAUCGCCCCCGCCGUCGCCGGCAUGCAGCAGCAGACCCAGACCUCGAGCCUGCGGGCUUCCACCCCCUCGUCUCUCCAGCAGCAGCGCCGGGGCUACCACGAGAAGGUGCUCGACCACUACUCCAACCCCCGCAACGUGGGUUCUAUGGCCAAGAGCGUCGACGUCGGCACGGGUCUCGUCGGUGCCCCGGCUUGCGGUGACGUGAUGAAGCUCCAGAUCCGCGUCGACAAGGACACCAACGUGAUCAGCGACGUCAAGUUCAAGACCUUCGGCUGCGGCAGCGCCAUCGCCAGCUCCAGCUACCUGACCGAGUUGGUCCGCGGCAUGACCCUCGACGAGGCCGCCAAGAUCCGCAACACGGAUAUCGCCAAGGAGCUGUGCUUGCCUCCUGUCAAGUUGCACUGCUCCAUGCUCGCUGAGGAUGCCAUCAAGUCCGCCAUCUCCGAUUACUACACCAAGAACCCCAAGGCUGUCAAGACCAACUUGGCGGGUACUGGUGCCUCGAUCCCGGACCUCCAUGCUCAGCCCGAGAAGGCGGCCCCCGUCGCUUAAAUACGACAAAAAAACUUUGAAGAAAAAAAAAAUCAAUACCUACUUGAACCAAUACAAUUUGAAAAGGCGAUACCAUGAUACGAAUUAUUAUCCUUGCAUCAUUUUUUCCCCCUUACCCACCGGAACUGGAUGCUGAGCAAUAAAUGAUGGAACUCGAGUCAUGAUCGUUAAGCUAAUGGUUCUUGUCUCUCGCAGCUUCAAAGCGAGAGACAAAACAAAAGCAACAGCUCUGGGACAAAACGUUCGCUGUUCUUUCUUCUUUUUCCUUCUUCUUGAUUGUGGAUCUGGGACGGAGUUAUCUGUUUCUUCGCUUCAAUACUGUACAGCAAUUUUAUGUCUUUUCUAUUUUGUGUCUCUUUUUUUUUUUUU